AGUAACUCCAUCAUGUCCACUUCAAUCACCUCCAACCCCAAUUUUGGCUACGAUACCUCGGCCGAGGAGGUCGCAGCAAGCUUGGCUCCUUCUAUCGCAGGCAAGACCAUCCUCGUCACUGGCGUCACUCAAGGAGGAAUCGGCGCGCAUUUCCUCGACGUCGUCGCGUCGCACAACCCAAAGACGCUGAUUCUCGCUGGGCGAAACCCCAAGAACACAGCCACUGCUAUCAGCAACGCCCAUGUUGGAGUCGAAACACGCACGGUCGAGCUGGACUUGAGCUCGCAGGCCAAGGUGCGUGAGGCCGCUGAGGAAGUCCUCUCAUGGCCUGGCCCCCUUGACGUCCUCGUCAACAAUGCCGGCGUCAUGGCUGUUCCUCACCAGUUGACGGCCGACGGCAUCGAAAUGCACUUUGGCACUAACUUCCUCGGCCAUUUCCUCUUCACCAACCUGCUCAUGCCCAAGUUGCUGCAGUCGGAGCUGGGGCCACGAGUUGUGAAUGUCAGCAGCGACGGCCAUCAACUGAGCGAUAUUCGAUGGGACGACUUGGACUUCAAAAAAGGUGAGGUAUACGAAAAGUGGCGUGCGUACGGCCAAUCAAAGACGGCCAACAUCCUCUUCAAUACUUCAUUGGUGGAGAAGCUCGCCGCGAAAGGCGUCAAGGCUUUUACACUCCAUCCCGGUAUCAUCCAAACAAAUUUAGGCCGACACAUGCGCCCAGAAGACUUCGCUGCCCUAGAGGCUUUCGCGAAGGAAACCGGGGAGAAAAGAGGCGAGCAAACCACUUUGAAAUUUAAGACGAUAGGUCAGGGCGCAGCGACCCAUGUUGUUGCUGCUUUUGAUCCCAAGCUCAAUGACCAUAACGGCGUCUACCUAUUCGACUGUCAGCUUGCGGCUCCAAAAGAGCUUGAACCAUACGCCGUCGAUAAAGACAGUGCUGCCAGGCUCUGGGAGUUGGCUGAGAAGCUUGUGGGCCAGAAAUUCUCCUACUGAAUCGCUUCAUACAUGUGACUCGCUGAUGAAUGUGGCACAUUUCGUUUUGAGAUUGUAAAUGGUCCU
Messenger RNA from Aplosporella prunicola CBS 121167, 1059 nucleotides. RefSeq lists its product as uncharacterized. The transcript has 4 exons. Lineage: Eukaryota; Fungi; Ascomycota; Dothideomycetes; Botryosphaeriales; Aplosporellaceae. Bases 13 to 993 code for a protein of 326 amino acids. The record is from RefSeq and is a predicted model, not a curated record.